This is a messenger RNA of Amorphotheca resinae ATCC 22711, 1131 nucleotides long. RefSeq lists its product as hypothetical. The record is from RefSeq and is a predicted model, not a curated record. Gene Ontology annotation, molecular function: oxidoreductase activity. The coding region runs from base 1 to 1089 and encodes 362 amino acids. NCBI's taxonomy places the organism in Eukaryota, Fungi, Ascomycota, Leotiomycetes, Helotiales, Amorphothecaceae. The transcript is spliced from 3 exons.
AUGCUACCACCUUGGAGUUUACUUUGUCCUAUCUUUCUAGCGACUUAUAUGUGGCUCGUUCGCGUCUUGCGAUACCAACGGGAACAUCAUCUCAAGACGCAGUAUGCGUAUUCUGGUCGAGACUCACUCUCGCAAAUGACCGUUCAUGAUGCUUGGGCAAUACAGCUUAAUCUGAUCACUUUAGAGUUCCCGUGGGCGUUUAUGAGUGCGCUGAAAAUGGCCGUUUACGCAGUAAGUGAAGACAUGAGGUCGAUAAAGGCAACCAGUCGAAUGAAUUGUAUACACCAGUUGUACCAGCGAUCGGGGCAAAUCUCUAACGACGAUAUGCUCUACACUCUCAGCCUCCUGGCAUCAUUUCCAAUUGAGUGGGUUACCAAGCAUGAGUGGCGUAGGCUAAAUGACCUUGAACAAUGUGCCAUGGGCACUUUCUGGAAAAGCAUAGGGGAAGAUAUGGGAAUUGACUACUCUCCCUUACCAUCGGCUACCGCAGGUUGGAAGGACGGCCUUCACUGGCUUGAAGAGGUUUCCGCCUGGGGCAGGGGCUAUCGACUCCGCCAUAUGCGAGCAGACCCCAACAACAAAAUUGUCGCCUCCUCAGCUAUGGAGGUAGUGUUGGGGACCACUCCCCCUCCCCUGAGGUCGUUGGCUAGAUGGGGUCUCUUGGCUGCCUUAGAUAUUCCACUUCGCCGGGCUCUCAUGCUCCCGUCACCUCCAUCAUUGAUUUGCCUCGCUUCCUCACUUUUCGUGGAGUUUCGUCGGUGGAGUCUUCGCUAUUUCUUUCUUCCCCGGCCGUAUUGCCUCCGUUUAAAGCCGCUCUCAGCGGCACCAGAUUACAACGGUCGAUAUCAUAUUGACAUCUCUGGCGCGAUGCCUUAUUAUGUAAAACCUACUAUACUCAACCGCUGGGGACCAUCAGCUUGGGCGAGGAGAACCCUUGGGCUGCCAAUUCCAGGCGAUCAGGGCGAUGCAUUCUACCCUAGUGGCUAUUGUAUUGAGGAACUUGGUCCUCGCUUGCCCCUGAAAGCAGGGAUGAAGGCUAUGGAACACAGCGUCUUGACACGACGGAGGGGUCGUUGCCCCUUUGGAUGAUAUUUCUGUGCCUAAGAUCAAACAACUCUUUCGUACAAUAGC